AUGUCGAAGAACGGUGAAGCGGCUAAUGCGCAGCCAGUUGAGCAGAAGGGACCUCAAGCUGGCCCGGACGACCAGCCCCUGCAUACAAAUUCUGACAAUUUACGUUCACACGACCAGUUACUGGCCUUGGUUGCCGAGAGCAAGGCAAAAGUUAGGGCUCUAUCCCCAGAGGAGCUCAGAGCCAGGUGGGGUGGUCCCGUUAGGGGGGUCUCACCCGCUAGAGCUAUGGAUAUUCUGGAUGAGCUGGAGAGGGAUGACGAGGCUUCGGAGUCGGAAGAGGCAAGAGGAGGGAAGCCGGAGGUGACCGAGGAUAAUCAGGAUGAUCAAUACAAGACUGCCCCAGGGGCCGGAGGUGCACAAGAUGAGAAGGAGAAGGCGGCGGAGGAAAAGCAGGAGAGCGAAGUCCUGUCAGCCUCAAAGUCCUAG
Messenger RNA from Diaporthe amygdali, 426 nucleotides. RefSeq lists its product as uncharacterized. The coding region runs from base 1 to 426 and encodes 141 amino acids. The transcript has 2 exons. The record is from RefSeq and is a predicted model, not a curated record. NCBI's taxonomy places the organism in Eukaryota, Fungi, Ascomycota, Sordariomycetes, Diaporthales, Diaporthaceae.